This is a messenger RNA of Alosa alosa (allis shad), 3178 nucleotides long. It is a transcript of the gene arhgef15a, whose product is annotated as Rho guanine nucleotide exchange factor (GEF) 15. Gene Ontology annotation, biological process: activation of GTPase activity. Lineage: Eukaryota; Metazoa; Chordata; Actinopteri; Clupeiformes; Clupeidae. Bases 171 to 2915 code for a protein of 914 amino acids. Gene Ontology annotation, molecular function: protein binding; guanyl-nucleotide exchange factor activity. The transcript has 16 exons. The record is from RefSeq and is a predicted model, not a curated record.
AGCUGACCCAUUCCUCCACACACACGUAUUCACCGCAUUCACUGACCGAUCCCUACUCACGCACAUUCAGCUCAAACAACAUGAGGCCAAACAGGCAAGUCGUAUGAGAAACGUCCAGGACAUUAGCAAAGAAUUCCAUACGACGACGCAGAAUCCCCUGCACACACGCCAUGCAAUCAAGGAGGCCUCCUCUGCCACGCAAGCCUGUUCUUCCCCCUAAACCGAACAUCCAGCCCUCCCUGGCUUCAGGCGGCCCUAGACCCUGGGUGUCGACAGGGGGCUCCCAGAGCAACAACAACACCAGGCAACUUCACCCCCAUCUCACCCUGCGGAGGAAUGAGGUCCAGUUGCAACCUUCAGAGGAAAGGAAGCCCCCAGCGCAUCUAAAGCCCCUCAGUACAGGCCUGUAUGGCAGAGGCACCACAGAGGAGUUCCUCACACCACAGGUGUCCCCCAAGGAAACAGGUCUCACUGUGAAAGAGGGAGGAAGGAGAGAGAAGACGGGGUUACAACGGCCAAAGCCACUCUGUAAGUUGGCACCUCAGCAUGGAUGUCGAUCAGCACCAGAUGGGAGUGAAAAGGCAGACAGUGGGGGAGUGGAGAGUGAGCAGCCCCUGCCAACCCCCUGCAGCCCCACCGAGCACAAGCCCAACCAACCGUGCCACUGCAGGUGCCAUCAGCACCGGCCUGGCAUGAAGCUGGUCUGGGUCCCGGAUGGAGCUGGCAUCCCCGGGCCUAACAUCCCCGCAGGGAAGAACACCGAACAGAACACGGAAGCCACGUGGGAAAGGGCAGAUGAAAAGGAGAAGCCGGCCAGUGGGGAAGUAAAAGAGACUUGUGUCCAUACAGAGGAGCCAGACUUACGAGAGUAUGAGUGUAUGAUCACCGCUGACACACCAGUUCCUGUACCGGCACAGCUCUCAGUGCCGUCUCCCCCCAUGAGGCGGCCCCAGCGGGCAGGGACACCUCCGCAGCCUCCCCUGCGUCCACUGCCCAACACUAGCCCCAGACUGGACACUAAAUUCAAGACAAACUCUCCAACUCCCCCACGCAGGGCUGAGUCCCCUUCCCCAGGCUCCAAAGCCAAUCUCUCCGUGGAGAGUCGCCCCCUGCCCCCCAUUCCCGUUCCCCAGAGCUACAAAGAACGCACCCGACCCGUUCUGUCCUACAUGCUGUCCCCGCGGGGUUGUCCUCCACCAAUCAGAAAGCAGUCCGUCAAGAGCAAAGAUGACACAUAUGAAACCUACAACUAUCCUCUCUGUCAGACAUCACCAGAGACAGCAGAUGUGAACUUGAAUAAUUUUUAUGAGUGGAUAUCUGUGGAGGAAGAAGAUAUUCCUGUGUACAUUGAGAUUCAAGCAGAUUCUACCCCUGGCCAGCAACCCUUGAAAGAAGGGCACAAACCUAAGCACCGCAGAACUCUCAUGGCUACCGCAAAGUGCAUGGACUCGUCGAUCAAACAGGUGAAUGGCCCAGGCAAUGCCCAGGUGCGCAGGGCCGUCUCACUGGGUCUCCCGGGCUCCACCAUGCAGUGUCCGAGGAAGGCCGUGCUGAUGGUCGCGCUGUGGCAGGAGCGGCCUGCAGUGAAGGCCAGCGGCGUGCUGGACUCGCUCAGCCACAGGGAGCGCCAGCUGCAGGAGAGCAUGUUUGAGGUGUUGACCUCUGAGGAGUCCUACCUGAGUUCCUUGAAGGUUUUGAGGGAUCACUUCUUGGGGUCACGAGAGCUGAACGAAACCCUUGUGAUCCAAGACAAGAAGAGGCUUUUCUCAAACAUCCUCCAAGUAUAUGAAGCCAGCGAGAGAUUCUUGACAGAUUUGCAGGACAGAGUGGAUGAGAGUGUGAUUAUCUCAGACGUGUGUGACAUCAUCCACCAUCACGCCCAGAACUACUUCUCUGUGUACACUGACUAUGUCCGUGACCAAGUCUACCAAGAGAAAACAUACAGUUCCCUCAUGCAGGCGAACAAGUCCUUUGCCAUGGUGAUGCGGAGGCUGGAGGAGUCUCCACUGUGCAAACGACUUCCAUUCACCUCCUUCCUGCUUCUGCCCUUCCAAAGGAUAACUCGACUGAAAAUACUCAUCCAGAAUAUUUUGAAAAAGACAGAAGAAGGGUCAAAAGAAGAGCAAACGUCUUCCCAAGCCCUUGCUAUCGUGUCUGAAAUCAUAAAGGAUACAAACAAUCAGGUUGGUAAGAUGAAGCAGAUGGAGGAGCUAAUUAGCAUUGCUAACAAGCUGGAAUUUCAAAAACUCAAGGCCGUCCCAAUAGUGUCUAAGACACGGUACCUGGAGAAACAGGGCGAGCUCCUGGAACUGUCUAAAGCUGGUUCCCUUUUCAACAUCCGCCUCAGAUUCCUGCCUGUCUAUGUCUUCCUCUUCAACGAUCUUUUCAUCCUCACCAGUAAAAAAAGCUCGGACAGGUAUGUAGUCAUUGACCACGCUCACCGGUCCCUGGUCCAGGCCCAGGCGGUUGGGGAGGAUGAGCUCCGCGCGAGGUUUGAGCACUGCUUCUCCCUGACCCUCCUGGAGAACCACCUGGGUCAACAUUGUGAGAGGCUCCUGAGGGCCAAUACAGAGUCUGAUAUGCACCGCUGGAUAGCAGCACUGCCCUCUCUGACCACACCUCAGAAGAAUAACAAGGAGGUGAUAUAUGAAGACUGGGACUGUCCACAAGUUCAGUGUGUGGAACAGUACGCAGCCCAGCAGGCAGACGAGCUCUCAUUGGAGCCCACCGACAUAAUCAAUGUGCUGCGCAAGACCAACGAAGGGUGGUAUGAGGGGAUGCGUCUCUCUGACGGACAGAAGGGCUGGUUCCCUCCCACGCAUGUGCUGGAGAUCACCAAUGAGCACCAGAGAAGACGCAACCUCCUCGAACAGUUCCGUCUUAACAAAUUAGCUGCAAAUGCACCAAAGAGUUAACGAAAACAAUUGAUUGGACAUAUUCUCUUUGUCUAGAUGUUUUAUUAAAUUACCAUGUUGUACAGUACAUCAAAAUGUGUUAUUUCCACACAAACUAUGUCGUACAGUUUCUGUGUGUUGUCUUUGAUAACUGAGACACAGAUGAAUCACAGUCUCCACAACUCAAACAUACAGUUCAUAUCAUAAUCUAGUUGACAUCAUUAACAUUAUUUGUGUACAUUAUUUGUAUUACUCAAAUAUGUAAAUAAAGGCAUUCAAAAAUA